AUGGUACUCAGAAAAGACCAGAUUGAAGCUAGUCUUCAGGAAGAGAAGAAGCUGAUUGAGGAUGGCAAACUCAAGGAAGACAACCCCCUCGACGUCAGCGAAACAUUUUUCAGACUAUGUGAAGCUUGUCGUUGCGGAGACCUGAAGACUUGCCAGGAGACGAUCACAGAAGGCGUCAAUAUCAACGCGAGAGAUCGUUUCGAUUACACGCCUUUGAUCUUGGCUAGUCUGUGUGGUCAUUUCGAAGUGGUACAGCUGCUACUUGAAUCCGGUGCUCUUUGCGAACGAGAUACGUUCCAAGGAGAGCGAUGUCUUUAUAAUGCCCUUAAUGACCGAAUACGAAAUCUAUUGCUCUCAUACGACUAUUCGAAAUCUACGGAUCCACUGCAACCUCUUGCCUCGCACAUAACCUCUCUUUUGACUAGAGAGCACCCCCAAACAUCCGAUAUCCUCGUUGCCGCUGCUGAGGAGUCGUUCCGUCUGCACAAAUUCAUUUUAUCUGCGAGGUCUCCAUACUUCGCAAAGAAAUUAUCUGUCGCACCUGACACAGCGUCAUGGAAACUUCCUUCGGCGAUCCCCCCACAAGCUUUUGGAAUAGCCAUCAAGUACAUAUAUCUGGGCGAAAUAUCCAACGAUGUUGGUGGUGGGCCUGGCACGGGGUUCUCCGAAGACGAAGUAUUGGAAGGGAUCGACAAGAUAAGCAGGCAAUUGGAGAUCAUAAGUCUCUGGGAUGGCAUUCUCGAAAGCGGGGACCGCAGACUUGCGAGACAGCGGAGAACAGAUGAGGUUGAUAAAGGCCGGAAUCAGCUGGAGGCUUGGUUCUCAAACAACGUGCUGAAGCACAAGAUCAUUCUCGACACGGCGAGGGCGGAAAAUGUCAAAUGGGAUCGCAACAACGGGGUUUUUGCAGAUGUGCUGCUGAGGGCGGAUGAGUCCGACGAUGCUUUUGAAAUCGAAUCUCCUUUAGAGGAAGAUCCCCUGCAAAGGAAACCAGAAAGAAAAAAUGGCAUCCCCAUCGGACCCCUAAGACAGGCAUCACGUUCUCCAUCUCGAGAUGGAAAGCCUCGGAAAUCUAUACUGUUCCCUGUACACCGGGCUAUGCUCUUGCGGUCAGAGUACUUUCUUACAAUGUUCUCUUCGGCCUUUCGGGAAGCACAAGCCACGGAGUAUCUACAUAUAAUCUCCAUGGAUUGCUCACCGGAAGUCUUGGAGGUCGUCCUGCAAUUCCUCUACACGGAGAAGACCGAUUUCCCUCUAGAAAUUGCUAUCGAUGUUCUAUUUGCUGCCGAUCACCUCUUAAUUGAAAAGCUGAAAAUGAAGGCUGCAGUGGUAAUUAGCACUCUUGGAAACGGUUCAAUGUCACAAAUCCCUACGAGAUUGGACGCUGCUGAGACUUCAUCCCCCGCGCCAGAAGAACUGGACAUCUACGACGUGGUCCGCGCAGGUUGGCUCACACGUGUACCAAGACUUGAAGAAUUCGGCGCCAGGUAUCUUGCCUAUAGACUGGAAUCUUACAUUGAUGAGGAGGAUUUCGCAGAUCUUGUUCGAGAGAGCGCGAACAGGAUCAAAGGAAGACAAGAGACGGAUACCAUUGAGCUGUUGGAUGACAUCCGAUAUUAUCUAUCAGAGCGCUUCCGUCUGCGCUUCGAAGAUUCUGGUCUAGAAGACAUGAUGGAAGAGGAGCCUACAAUUGCCACCGAGGCUGAGACCGACAUAGAUGGAAAGCUGCCGGAGGAUGAAGGCGUCGAUAUGGGCUCAUUGCCCAAUGGUGACGCUGCACGAGGCGAUGUGAACUCUUCAUCGGGAAUCAUGAUGAAAGACGGUUCUAGUACCAUCAGGACGUUGGAUGGGGAGAUGGUGGGGGAUGAGCUGGAGGGGGAUGCAAUCAACUAUCAGAUACUGCUUGGCAAGAUAGAGGGACUUUUAACCCGAUUAAAGCUCGAUGCUUAA
Letharia columbiana is the source of this 1950-nucleotide messenger RNA. RefSeq lists its product as uncharacterized. NCBI's taxonomy places the organism in Eukaryota, Fungi, Ascomycota, Lecanoromycetes, Lecanorales, Parmeliaceae. Gene Ontology annotation, molecular function: protein binding. Gene Ontology annotation, cellular component: ubiquitin ligase complex; cytoplasm. The transcript is spliced from 3 exons. Bases 1 to 1950 code for a protein of 649 amino acids. The record is from RefSeq and is a predicted model, not a curated record.